UCAGAAAUCACCGGACUUCAGGGGCCGUAUACCUUUGAGUGUUUGCAGCAGCAAAUAAUGGACAGCUACAUGUACAAGCAAAUUGCAACGACUAUUCCUGCACACCCUGUGCUGCAGUCACGUAAUGUGGGUAUUGAGGAAUUCUUUGUUCCUCUGCAACUCAUAAAGAACAUUCCAGGCAAAACAGAGUCAAAAAGGUUGGUGACAUUACCAGAGGGAAAAAUAUUCUUGGACGAAAUGCAAUUCAUUGCUCUCGAUUCCUUGGAUGAUUUGUUUAAUCCAGAAAUAGUUAAGGAAAUCAAGAUUCUUCUUUUUGGCGGGGCCGGGACGGGUAAAUCAACCCUGUUAGUGAAAAUUGCAAACUCUUGCAUUACACUCAGUUCAAAACCCCUUCUUGGUAGAUUCGAUCUUGUGCUUUGGAUAAAGCUGAGGCAAAUGCAGCAAUCUAGUUGUGUCUUGGAUGCCAUAUUUGACCAACUUCUAGCUCAAAGUACCAAGCUGACAAAACACAUAGUGAAAGAGUUCAUUGAUGAUCAUGAAUCACGCAUUGCUUUGCUGUUGGAUGGAUUAGAUGAAAUUCCGUCUCAUGUUUUACAAUCUAAGGAGGGCGUGUACAGGGUUCAGGAUAUCUUAUGCAACAGAGUCCUUACUAAAAGUUUUGUGCUGAUCACAACCCGACCACACAUGGUGGAGUAUGUACUCAGGGGUCACCCAAAAUACGCUCAAGUUUACACAUGUGGCUUCACAUCACAAGACAGAGAUCAGUACAUCAGAUUAAACCUUCCUGAUGAUGCUGACAUGGGAGAGGCAUUGAUUUCGUAUCUGAAAACCAAUGAAAACCUCGGGGAAAUGUCAAAAGUUCCAAUUAUUUCCCAGAUGAUGUGCCUUGUUUGGAAGAAUCAAAAGUCAUUGCCUGAGAGAAUUACUGAGCUAUUCGGAAAGUUUGCAGAGGUUCUUUUCAUUCGCCGCAGUGAAGAUGUGAGUGAUCAGCAGCAGAUGUCCAUCAUGAUGUCCAUCAUCAAUGGCUUGGGGCAUGUUGCAUUGCAAGGGUUACUAGACUCUAGAGGGGAAAGACUCGUGUUCGAUAAAACUGAAUUUCAGGAUUGUCAGUCUUGCUUAGAUGAGGGUUGUCGUGUGGGUUUCGUUCAACAAGAAACGUUCACAAGUGGUGUGGAUGUAAAAGUGCUGGUCACUUUCCAUCACAAGUCCAUCCAAGAACACUUUGCAGCAUGUCACCUGGCAAAAUUGCUUGAAGAUGACGAAAACAAUUUCUGUCAUCAGUUGAAGCAGAUUGGACCAGGAAAGGUUUAUGAAAUGGAAUACCUGCUGAGAUUUUGUUGCGGUAGAUCAAGGCAGGCUGCUGGUCUCAUUCUGGAUCACAUACAAGAGAUGCAACCUGAUGAGAGGAAACUGCAGAGAUUGGCUCGGUUGUUUUUGUUGGAGUCUGGUUCAGAAGAGUUGGCUACCAAACUUGUCAGACCAACAAGUGUAAAGUGCACGAGUAAUGAAGACAUGAAAUCACUUUGCUUCUACUUACAGCAUGUCACACCGCCACUUGAAGGUACAACUUUUAGAAUGCAUGUAAGAAAGCAUGAGCUAGCCCUUCUUAGUGAAAUUCUUGCAAGUGACAGCAUGGAGUCAGCUAAGGUUAAAGUGGUUAAGUACAGGUUGUCUGAGCGGGAGACGGAGGAGCUCAGUGGCUUGGAACAAACACUUGGUGUGGUGGAUGAACAUCACCGUGCUCGAUUAUACAUUUUGGUUUGGAUUGCUGCAAAGUCAUGGUUUGACGUGGGGCGUGUAUCACACAGCCUUUUCCGCAUGCAGGAACAAAUAGACAGGCUUGGUUUGGUUAUGAACCAACGAUCACCACAUGAGGUUGUUGAUCUAUGGAAGGCGCUGAAAGGAUGCAGGUUGGAUUUGCUCGGACUGACUGGCACCGACCUGCAUGCACAGGUGAGAGAUGUUAGUCACAUCUCGUCAUCCCUUAGAGUCUUGCAGCUCAGUGCAUGCAGGUUAGUCGAUGACGAUGUGAAGGACCUGAUCAGUAUCCUUCCCGCUGGGCAUGGUUUAAAAUGGCUUAACCUUGUUAACAAUGCAUUCAGUUUGGAUGCCAUGAGGGCUCUCACCCAUCAACUCCAAGGUCUCCCUAGGUUACGUUUGUUAUCACUUAGUGAGAUCGGCCUCGAUCCUGAGCUCAUCAGACAAGUUGUCAGUCAAGACCUCCCUCGCCUGAAGGAAAUAGAAGAGGGAGAAUUCCAAGCCUAAGUAAUCUCCCACCAAGUCAUAACUCUCACCCUGUUCCCUAUGAAUGCACCUCUCUCAUGAUGUGCAUUCAACAGAAACAAGUAGCACGUAUCAAUGGUCAACUUAUGUUAAGUCAAUGCUCUGCAACUGCCCCCCCCCCAAAAAAAGUAAAAUACAACAAAAAGAACAACAAU
Messenger RNA from Patiria miniata (bat star), 2438 nucleotides. RefSeq names its product nucleotide-binding oligomerization domain-containing protein 2-like. The annotation marks the transcript as partial. NCBI's taxonomy places the organism in Eukaryota, Metazoa, Echinodermata, Asteroidea, Valvatida, Asterinidae. The transcript has a single exon. The record is from RefSeq and is a predicted model, not a curated record.